Macrosteles quadrilineatus (aster leafhopper) is the source of this 448-nucleotide messenger RNA. RefSeq lists its product as uncharacterized. Bases 24 to 398 code for a protein of 124 amino acids. The record is from RefSeq and is a predicted model, not a curated record. NCBI's taxonomy places the organism in Eukaryota, Metazoa, Arthropoda, Insecta, Hemiptera, Cicadellidae. The transcript is spliced from 4 exons.
UUUAUUACGGUAGAACUUCCAUCAUGAAGACCUCCGUGUUAUUGUUAAUUGUUGCCUUCUCCGCACGUUACACUGUCAAAGUAGCUGAAGCUCACUGUGGUCUGGGAGGAUGUAAGUGCAGCGCUGAGCCCGAGGGCACAUGUUGUCCUGGUUACACAUGCGGUCGAGAGAGCAGAUGUGUGGAAAUCGUUCCCAUCAGAGAUGAGUUUGUGUACCCGUACCCCUACGACUUCAACAACUACGGCUACACGGAGUCUGGAGUUCCUGGCUAUGAGGCUCGUUAUGACCCCAUCUCUGGCUACGUCGGUGGCUCCACAGCCUUUGGCAACAACUUCGUCGGUACCGAGUACGGUGUUGGAAGAGUACCCUACUCUCCGUUCUUCUUUGCUGGCUUCUAAAUAACUAUUCGAUGACUUUAUUUAUUAAAUAAACAUUUGCCUCUUUUUUA